Drosophila takahashii is the source of this 1440-nucleotide messenger RNA. Its product is annotated as chondroitin proteoglycan 2. NCBI's taxonomy places the organism in Eukaryota, Metazoa, Arthropoda, Insecta, Diptera, Drosophilidae. The record is from RefSeq and is a predicted model, not a curated record. Gene Ontology annotation, molecular function: chitin binding. Gene Ontology annotation, cellular component: extracellular region.
AUGCGAAAAAUCGAUUAUAGCGGUCUUUGGACGGUUCUACUGCUGAUCGGAGGUCUCCAGGUGGCUCUGGCCCAGUUGGCCAAUGUCUGCUUGGAACAAGAGGAUGGUGCUCGGCUUCCGUUGACCACCCACUGUUCCCGAUUUGUGGUUUGCCAAAGGGGCGAGGUUUCCAUCAUUGGCAGCUGCCCUCGGGGUCUUCACUUCAAUCGGGAGCUCGGCGAGUGUGACUUCCAGUGGCGGGCCAACUGCCUGGGACUUUCGGCCUUUGCCGAAGUGGAUGAUCAGUGCACCUGCGACUGUUGCGCCGAGGAGUGCCAGGAUCCCAUCGAGGACAUCGAUGAGCCAACCACUGCGGUCACCGAGGACUGCGAUCCGGAAACCACCACUGCGGUCACAGAUCCCACGGAUACCACCGAUGCAACGGAUUCGACCACAGAAUACGACGACACCAACAACUCCUCCAAUACCACACCUUCCGGUCCCGGAGUGCUACCGCUGUAUUGCAAGAGUCCUCGCACGGAGUGUGUAAAUCAGCCGACCGGAACCUAUAUCGAUAUGCCCGGCAUCUGCGUCAGCUUUAUCCAGUGCAACGCGGGGUGCUGCGAGGAAUUCCGGUGCCCUUCCGGUUUGUACUUCAAUAAGAAGAUAGACGACUGUGAUUUCUAUUGGAACGUUGACUGCACCAUCACCGCCGAUGAUUCGGGUGAAAUCGAGGGACCCUCGGGGGCCAAGUGCGACGAUCCGGGACUUUGCCGUAAUAUGAAGGACGGAGAGAGGCUGAAGGAUCCCAACUCGAAUGGAUUCUUGGUCUGCCAAUGCCAGUGCCCCAUUGCGAUGCCCUGUUCCGAGGGCCUGGAGUUCAACCCUAAGGUUGGGGUGUGCGAUUGGGUGGGCCAAAAUGCUUCUGCGAGUGUAUCCAUCUCGGUGGAUUGUCCCGAUAACCUGGUCUAUAAUGCCACCUCGAAUGAGUGCGACUAUCCCGCGAACUAUGUGCCCGAGGUGGCCUGCAAUUCCACCAGCCCAGUGUGCCAGAAUCAGCCGGAGGGGGAGCUCUUCCCGGUGGAGGGCAAGUGCAACAUGUUCUACAAGUGCAACUUCAACUGCGCCGUAGAGCAGUACUGUUCGGACAAUCUGAUCUACAAUCCCGAUAAGGAAGAAUGCGAUUAUCCCACGAACUACAAGUGCAAAUGGGAGUACACCCCGCCCAGCGGUCCCAAUGCAGGACCUUCGGGAAUCGCCUGCGAGAGCAAUGGUCGUUGCUUGGGUAAAAGCGAAGGCACUUUCUUCCGGUCCACCACAAAUUGUGGUAACUAUGUCAUCUGCCAGUGUGGAUGUGAAGUUGAGAUGGAGUGUCCCGAUGGAUUGUACUGGGACGAAGUCUUGCAGACCUGCAAUUACGAGUCCCUAGUAAACUGUACUCUUUAAAUAAAGCAAUUCAUU